Molecule: messenger RNA, 1134 nt
Organism: Tetrapisispora phaffii CBS 4417
Lineage: Eukaryota; Fungi; Ascomycota; Saccharomycetes; Saccharomycetales; Saccharomycetaceae
Gene: SCS7
Product: fatty acid alpha-hydroxylase
Exons: 1
Coding region: 1-1134 (377 amino acids)
Biological process (GO): lipid biosynthetic process; fatty acid metabolic process
Cellular component (GO): endoplasmic reticulum; membrane
Molecular function (GO): iron ion binding; fatty acid 2-hydroxylase activity
Source: RefSeq, a predicted model, not a curated record
AUGGCUGAAAGUAAUCCAUCAAAGACACUAGAGCUGUUCUCUAGUGAAAAGUUUCAAUCUCACAACACUGAGGAUGACUGUUGGGUGUCUGUUAAGGACAGACUGAUUUAUGACGUCUCCAAGUUCGUCCAGGAGAACAAAGAUGUCCCUGUCGAGGACGCAGUCUUGAAACGUGCUGGUAAAGAUAUCUCAGACUUGUUGGAGACAAAGUCUUUUAAGUUCGUCGAUGACAAAUACUUAGUGGGCUAUUUGGCUAACUCUACUGAAGAAGCCAGACUACUAACCAACAAAGAUCACAAAGUAGAAGUCAAUUUGAAAGACGGCACUUAUGACUCGACCGUCUUUGUCAAAGAACUGCCAUCCGAAGAACAUUUCACGAUCUCGACCGACUAUAAGAAAGACUUCGUCGACCAUCAUUUCCUGGAUUUAGAAAAACCUUUAUUGAUGCAAAUGCUCACUGGUAACUUCACGAGAGAGUUUUACAUCGAUCAAAUCCACAGACCAAGACAUUACGGCAAAGGUUCCGCUAAGUUGUUUGGUAACUGGUUAGAGCCAAUUUCAUUGACUCCAUGGUGGUUGAUUCCAAUCAUCUGGGGUCCUGUCGUUGUCUACCACUUUUACGUCGGUGCACAACACAUGCAUCCAUUAUCUGCUGUCUUUUUCUACUUCCUAGGUAUUUUCGUUUGGACUUUUAUCGAAUACUGUCUGCACAGAUUCUUAUUCCAUCUAGAUGAUUGGGUCCCACAACACAACUUCUUCUACACCAUCCAUUUCUUACUGCAUGGUGUUCACCAUUACUUGCCAAUGGACCAGUACAGAUUGGUUGUCCCACCUGCUCUAUUCGUUGUCCUAUGUACUCCAUUCUACAAAGCUGUGUUCGCUUUACUGCCAUUGUAUGUCGCUUAUGUCGGGUUUGCAGGUGGUUUAACUGGUUACAUCAUUUACGAUUUGACUCAUUACUUCAUUCAUCAUGUUAAAUUACCUCGUGUCUUCCGUAAGAUCAAGAAACAUCAUUUAGAACAUCAUUACAAGAACUACCAACUAGGUUUCGGUGUUUCCAACUACUUCUGGGAUUUAGUGUUUGGUACUUACUUGGGUCCAGACUCUCCAGCCUCUAUCAUGAGAACUAAAUAG